AUGGAUAUUGAGAACAGCAGUGUGCAGCAAACGCCGGAGAGCGGGCGACCUCCUAAGCGCGUGUCUCAAGCAUGUGAAGCCUGCCGUCGCAAGAAGUCGAGGUGUCCUGGUGAGAAGCCUGCGUGUUCGCUGUGCACUAGGUUGAAGCAGACUUGUGUUUAUGCGGACGAUGGGUCUAUGCCCGAGGUCAGAUCGGCUGCUAUCGAGCGUCGAAUGAACGCUCGCUUCUCGGAACUCGAGAACAAACUCGAAACUCUCCUCAAAGCCAUACCUGGCACGCCGCCUACAAUAUUACCCCGGACACCGCUUGAAAACCAUGUCGAGAGCUCACGAGCAUCACCUAGAGUACCAUCGUCGAGAAGGAGAUCGCUAGAGAUGCCCGAUGGUACCACUCCAUCCGGACUGCAGAUACCGCAUGAGCCCACACGUCUCGAAGUUGCAGUACCAAUUCUUAUGAGGAAAUGGAACUGUCAGCCUAUUCCGUUGUUCCAUCCUAACCUGGAGAAGGAUUAUAUGACGAGGGGUUCCGAAGUUCAAUUUGCUAUUCUCGCCAUGGCUGGCCGUCUUAAUGCACGAGGUCAAGAAGUCGAUGAUUGGUGCGAGGCUAAUGCUCAUCGUGCACGAGAGUUGGCGUUGGGAAGGGUUCUUGCUGGAGAUGUCAGACUGAGCACGAUACAGGCAUUUGUGCUAUUGUCAUUCCUGGACUUCACGAACGAUAAUGGACAACGAUCACACCUGUUCCUCGUUAACGCCAUUUCUCUCGCCCAAACGUCCGGCCUUCUUGACCCACAAGUGGUCAUCAACAACUCGGUCGAGCUCGAGGAGAGACGGCGUUGCUUCUGGAGCAUAGCCAUCAUGGAGAACAUGUUCAAUCUACAAACUCUAACAUUAGGCGCCAAAAGCAUUACGUAUCAUGCUUCGUUCAAACCAGUCAGUCCUAAUGCAACGUCAAAAGGAGAACUGGUGUCGCCAUCAUCGCAAAAUAUCGUGGCCGAUGGUCCAGUUCCUGGCAUCAUCAUCAACACGUUGCCUAUGUUCGACAUAUUCAAGAAGGCUGCCAAGUACGUCACCGACACGAAGAAUGGUACACUCCCAUACCCACCAUGGCAACAGCAAUCAGACUAUGCCGCUAUUCAGGCAGAACUGCUAGAACUGGAGUCGAACUUCUGGCCUGAAUACCGAUUUGAUAGAACGAAGAUGACGCAACAUUCCAAGGAGGCCAUCGAGCAGAACUGGGCUUUCUGGAGCUACUGGCUGGUCAACCAAUUCAUGUAUCACACGAUCCACAUGCUGCUCAAUCACCCCUUUCUUAUAUCUCUUCGGAUAGCUGCUGCUGGGCGAUGCCCUAGGACAUUCAGUCAGGCGUCUUCGGAUCAAGUUGUGGUGCAUUCGAACUGGAUCAUCCGUUGUUUGGAUUUGCUUGAGGAGAAACAAAUCAGUAUCUCGGAUCCGUUCUUGGCUUACUGUAUCUCUGUCGCAAAUACUGUGUUUAUUCACUAUCGCAAUGCAGAGAUACAAAGCCUACGGCAAAACGCGGAGAAGGGAUUGUUCAAAGGCCGGCAGGAACUGGGAGAGCUUUCAUCGCUGCUGAAAAAUGUCGAACGCAUGAGAAAAGCACUAGACAGACUUGAAGCGAUGGAUACAUCCCGUCGCUCCACAAGUCCUCAACCUACAGCUUCAGGCGGCAGCAAACAAGACCUACUCUGGGACAUCCUCAUCUUUUACUCACCAAGUAGAUCCAUCGCCACAGGUCAAGGUCUGUUCAGCAAAGACUUUGCCGCACCCCCCAGCAACGAAACUACAACCAGAGACACAAAUUCGACCUCAAUGCUUCGACCCACUCCCUCAACAGUCCAAAACAUUACUCCCGCUGAUGGAUUCCAAAGUGCCAUUGGCCCUUCAUUCGCCAGGCCCCCUCUACCUACUCCAGCUACCACUGCAAUUCCUGCAACGCCUGGCCAACAGCCUGCGUAUAUGCCUGGGGUUGCACAGUUCCCUACGCCUGCGGAUCCGAAUUACAUGGCGUUCAAUGAUCAGAAUCUUGCUGCCAUCACAGAAUUUUUGGAUCAGAAUUCGGGGAGGAUGUUUAAUGAGUGGUGGGACUUUGGUGAUUUGUAG
Messenger RNA from Aureobasidium namibiae CBS 147.97, 2118 nucleotides. RefSeq lists its product as uncharacterized. NCBI's taxonomy places the organism in Eukaryota, Fungi, Ascomycota, Dothideomycetes, Dothideales, Saccotheciaceae. The transcript has 6 exons. Gene Ontology annotation, molecular function: zinc ion binding; DNA-binding transcription factor activity, RNA polymerase II-specific. Bases 1 to 2118 code for a protein of 705 amino acids. Gene Ontology annotation, cellular component: nucleus. Gene Ontology annotation, biological process: regulation of DNA-templated transcription. The record is from RefSeq and is a predicted model, not a curated record.